AUGGUCGCAACUUUAUUCCCACAUCCCCCCACAUCCCCAGGGCAAACCCCAACCCACAUCCCCGCUCGUGUCCCCGGGAGCGCAGUGGCCGAGAGGACGAGGAUGGAGGGGAUGGCGGAGGAGACGCUGGAGGAGAUGAUGGCGGAGAUCUCGUCGAUCAGGGCGUCGAUGGUUCAGUUCAUCAGUGGCUUCUCCAUCGGUGCAGAGGCUCAGCUGAACCAGGCUAAGAUAGUUUCACGCGUGCAAUCGAGUUUGGAGAGGAUCGCCAAUCUUAGCUCGAAUGCGCAGACUAUUCUGCCUUCCAGUGUCAGUGAGAUAUUUGAGCGUAUUGAUCGACCAACUUCAUCUCAAAACGUUGAUGUGGCUGCUCAGAGCUACGAGCAGUUUGGAACUGGGCUUGAUGGAAUGGAUUCGCGAGUCGCUGAGCUGAUGCAGACGGCGCAACAGAGGAUAGAGGCAUGGAAUCGAUUGCCCAAGUCACUGGGAGUCGCAGCAAAUUCUUUCGCAAAGUUCAGAGCACAGAAAUUCCCAACGACUUGCUUGAAAUCCAAGAGGCCCCGACUGACCGACGACCCCGAUGCUGAGCUGCUGCCGGAUUCGAGGAGCGAGAUGGCAGCGGCGGUGGCUGGUCGCGUUGUGAAGUUGCAACGGGCGGGAAUGAACAUGAAGAAGGGGAUCUUGGCAGCGCAGAUUAUGCAAGCAAAGGACAGCCAGGUGGUCAACGUCGUAGCGGCAGCUGAAGGUGUCAUAUCCGUCCACCUGGUGAAGGAGGGGGAGAUAGUCAGGCAAGGGCAGCCACUGAUGACUAUCACGAUGAAUUCCUUGGUCCAUUAUGUUUCGGCCCUCAGACGAAUCCCCAACAUCUCUGUCUUGUUGGAACGGGCGUCCCCGGCGGACCUUUCCUCCUCCACAACGAACCCCAAGAGGUUCGUUCUUGUCAUCGGGGUGCAGGGUGUUUUGACUGCUCGUUUGUCGAUUCGUCGAUUCCAUGCAGAAGACUUCGAGGCCAAGAGCAAGAUGGCGGCGGUAGGUACACCCAACACGGGUGCUGCUGGAUCGGGAACUCCUCGACCCGACUCGUCAAGAGACGGGAACGCGCUCAUGUCUGACAACGUGGAAGACAUGAUGCACAUCGACCAGCAUGACUCGCACGAUGGCGGCGACGGAGUUCUUGGCAGCGACAAGGGUCAGUUCAGCAGCGGUACAGGGUUCCUUCGAAUGGACGCGAUAAGUAUCAGCGGGAUCACAGAGAGUUUGGGCCCCUGGGACUUGUCCUCCCAUGCAAUCUUUCGGGCUAUCAACCAGGAAGCCUAUGCUGUCUUGCACACCUUGCGUUCAAGGAACCGUUCAAGCUCGCAGGAGCAAGUCCUCUCUGACUUUGUCAUCUGGCUCUCUCACUUCCGCUCGCUCUUCUCCACCAAGUGCAUCUAUUGCAAGAAAAUUCUGAUCGCCGAUAGCCCGACAGAGGUUGGCAAGCACACGUACUUGCCUUGCGCAGGACGAGAUAUCGUAACGGGUGCGCCAUAUCACCCGCAAUGCUGCCCUGUGCGAAACUCCAUGGACGGAUCACAAAGUGCCAUGUUUUGA
Molecule: messenger RNA, 1587 nt
Organism: Guillardia theta CCMP2712
Lineage: Eukaryota; Cryptophyceae; Pyrenomonadales; Geminigeraceae
Exons: 18
Coding region: 1-1587 (528 amino acids)
Biological process (GO): regulation of transcription by RNA polymerase II
Cellular component (GO): mediator complex
Molecular function (GO): transcription coactivator activity
Source: RefSeq, a predicted model, not a curated record